GGGCCCUGGUGGAGGUGCUGGGGCCUUACGAGCCUCUGCUGAGCCGGGUCCAGGCAGCCCUGGUGUGGGAGCGGCCAGCCAGGAGCGCCCUGUGGUGCCUGGGGCUGAACGCGGCUUUCUGGUUCUUUGCAUUGACAUCCCUUCGUCUUGUGUUUUUACUUGCAUUCAGCUUGAUGAUCAUUGUGUGUGUCGAUCAAUGGAAGAACAAAAUCUGGCCUGAAAUAAAAGUGCCAAGACCCGACGCAUUAGACAAUGAGAGCUGGGGCUUUGUACACCCUCGGUUGCUCAGCGUGCCCGAGCUCUGCCACCAUGUAGCUGAAGUCUGGGUUAGUGGGACCAUUUUCAUAAGGAAUCUUUUGCUUUUCAAAAAGCAAAACCCAGGCAAGUUCUGCUUGCUGAGCUGUGGGAUACUGACCUUUCUGGCUGUCUUGGGUCGUUACAUCCCUGGCCUCCUGCUGUCCUACUUGAUGCUUGUCACCGUCAUGAUGUGGCCCCUGGCUGUGUAUCACCGACUGUGGGAUCGAGCAUAUGUGCGACUGAAGCCAGCUCUGCAGCGGCUGGACUUCAGCGUCCGUGGCUACAUGAUGUCCAGGCAGAGAGAGAGACAAUUGCGCCGCAGAGCUCUACAUCCAGAACGUGCCCUGGACAACCACAGUGACAGCGAAGAGGAGCUUGCUGCCUUCUGUCCUCAGCUGGAUGAUUCUACUGCUGCCAGGGAGUUGGCCAUCACAGACUCUGAGCACUCAGAUGCUGAGGUCUCCUGUACAGACAACGGCACAUUCAAUCUUUCAAGAGGCCAAACACCUCUAACAGAAGGCUCUGAAGACCUAGAUGGUCACAGUGAUCCAGAGGAAUCCUUUGCCAGAGACCUUCCAGACUUCCCUUCCAUUAAUGUGGAUCCUGCUUGCCUGGAUGAUGAGGACGACACCAGCAUUGGGAUGCCCAGCUUGGUGUACCGUUCCACACCUGCAGCUGAAGUGCCCCGGGCCUCGGCCCCAGCCUCUGGCAGCCGGGAUGAGGCUGCACUGCCAGAGCUCCUGCUUGGUGCCCUGCCUGUAGGAUCCAACCUUACCAGCAACCUUGCCAGCCUGGUCUCCCAGGGUAUGAUCCAGCUGGCCUUGUCAGGGGCCUCCCAGCCAGACCCUUCUGGCCCACCUCCCCGGAGGGCAGCCAGAGGCUUUCUCCGUGCCCCCAGUUCAGACCUGGACACUGACGCUGAGGGGGAUGACUUUGAACUUCUGGACCAGUCGGAGCUGAAUCAGCUGGACCCUGCCAGUUCCAGGAGCCACUGAGGCAGAGAUUGCUUUUGAGGGUCACUGUGGUUUAGGGUUUUUUUCUCCCCUUCCCACUUAGGGUGACAGGGCAGAGAAGAACCCAGGUCCCAUCCCCUGAAUUACAUUUUUAUGCUGGGUGGCCUAGCUGAUGCUCACAGGGCUGCUAAGAGAGGAUCCUCACUCCCCACUACCAGCUGGACACCCAUUUCUGAGCUCAGUCACAGAAGUGAGCGUGCUCCCCCAAGGGAGGCUUCUCUUCCAUCAGGAUGGUACUUUGGGGAACGAAGUAGUCAGGGAUAUUGGUUCCCCUUCAAGAAGUGCUGCUGUUUGCUUUUAGGUGUGGGUGUUUAGGGGCCCUCACUGAUAGAACUCAUCCCUUCCUCCCUCCCUCCCUUCCUCCCUUCAUCACCUCCCUAGAGCCCCAAAAGUCAGGCAGCAGCUUGAAGAGUUACAUUGUCAUCUUCUGUCCAACCAGGAUUUGACCUUUUUUUUUUUCUUCAAGAGCAGGUUUGCCCUUUGGCUUGGCAGGCCACCUCCCUCUCCUCUAGCCUAUCCCCAUUUCUUGAGGCCUGACCUCCAGUGCUCCAUUAUAUUGCUUGUGAAAUUUAAGAAAUGUGAAUAUGAUGUGGGGAUAGGCCUAUUCCACAUCACCUUGGACCAUGGGGGUCAGCUGGCUGGGAGGGUAGUGAGUGCCUGUGUCUCAAGGUCUCACCAAAUCUUCGAGAGCUGUGUGGUUGUCUUUGGUGCUGUUAACCCCUGGCUCCAUCUGACCAUCAGCCUGAGCAGUGAGCAAAGCAAUACCAUACCCAUUUCUAUGUUCCUGUUCCUUCCCCUGCUUCUCCUUUGGAGAAGCAAUAAUUCCAUGGGGAUGGCCAAGUAGCACUUUACAGAUGGCUCCAUGGCAUUCAUCCUAGGAGCCAUCAGUUCUUGCACCAGCUUUUCUAACACCCCGUUCAGCUCUUUUACAACAUUUAUUUUUUAUUGCUUCCCAACUUGGCAGGGCCUCAUUUAAAGAGGGCCCAGUUAGCAAGGAUUUGUCCAUUAUUAGCAGAGACCCUUCCCUAUGGGGUUUGUGGCCCUAGUAAAAAUCAUGUACACCGAAUCCCCCAUGUGGUAAUUCUAACCCUGUGCCAGUUUAUAGCCUCUCUCUGCCUCUCCAAUCAGAGCUCAAGCCAAACUCUUGUAUCCUCUUCCCCUUUGCAUCAACCCUUUCCUGAUCCUCAGGGACCACUCUCCCAACACCCCCAUACUUGGGUGAGGGAUAUUGGACAGAGCCCAUUUUCCUGUGCUGCAGGUGGGGGUGUGCUAAUGUUUGCUCUUGGAUGAUGGACAAGGCACAGAGGCCAGGGAGUGGAAAGUUAACACUGAGAAGGGAGACGAGCUGUCUCAUAGUCAACUUACCUCUGU
Tupaia belangeri chinensis (Chinese tree shrew) is the source of this 2681-nucleotide messenger RNA. RefSeq names its product reticulophagy regulator family member 3 (gene RETREG3). Lineage: Eukaryota; Metazoa; Chordata; Mammalia; Scandentia; Tupaiidae. Gene Ontology annotation, biological process: reticulophagy. The record is from RefSeq and is a predicted model, not a curated record.